AUGAAUUUUUUAUCUCUUAUUGAUCUGUUUGGAGUGGAGUUGAGAUAAUAAAUUAGCCUUAACGUCAAAAGCCAAAAAUCUAAAUUAGGAGGAAUUAUAUCUCUUUUUAUUUUAGCAGCUAGUUUAGGUUAUUUAGCAUACAUUAUGAAUGAGUGGAUUUCCUUUCGCUUACUUCCCAAGUCAACAAACACAAUGAAAGCCAAUUUGGCUUCUGAAUUAUAAUACGAUGAAGAUCAAAAGUUAUUUGAAUUUUUUUAUUGGAAGUACCAAGAUUAAUAAAUUGAUCCAUUUAACUAAUAAAAUAACAUUCUCACUCCGUUGGGUAUUAAUUUUGAAAAUGGUUUCCCCUCAGCAAUAUUUUCUUUUCUAUCUCAGAAUGAAUCAAUUUCUUAUUAUGGAACAAAAAAAUUUGGAUUAAAUCAGUUUACGUUGUCUCAAAACAGUAAUGGCUCGUCCUUAGAAAAUGUGAGAGAAUUAAUGCUUGUAUUAGUUAGAUGUGAGAAAAAAUAUUUAACUGGAAAUUAGAGCUGUGCAAGCGAAGAGGAAAUUGAUAAUUUUUUUGAUUCUGCUGUGAAUUUUAUUGCAUUCUAGAUUCAUUUACAAUAAUUUAAUUCAGAAACCUAAGAAUUCGAAUUCAUUAAAAAGUCAUACUAUUUUUCUAUAGACAAAGUAAUUUCUUCUUAAAGUUAAGUAUUCCUCAAGCAAACCUAGGCUUAUAUUGACAAUGGUGUUUUAUUAGGGUCUAUAGAAUAAGAAACCUUUGUACAAGAUGCUAAUAUAUUGACAACAUCUGCUUCUAUAAAUUUCUGGCAAAAAAUUCUAGGUAUGGACACUUACCUUAAUAUGAUUUUUCGCCUUGAUCCUGUAUCUCAGGAAUUAAAGAUAGUGUAUCCUAAACUUGGGGAGGUUUUAGCAUAAGUGGGUUCAAUUGCCAAUAUUCUUCUGUUGUUGAGGUAUGUAAUACUCUACUACAAUGAGAAAUUAUUAGAAUAUAAUUUUAUAGAUUAGGUUUUGAGCUUUUAUUUCACUGAUUAUCAAUAAAUCAAAAACUCCAAAGUAAAUUAUGAUAAAAAAGCUUGUGCAGUUUUGGUCGAGUAGGCUUAAAAACGACUUGUUUAUAUUAAUAUCAUAUAUGAACUGUCAAGAAUAUAAUUGUUCUUGCAGUAUCACUUUGGACGUAAAAAGUUAUAAGAAAGUCAUUCAAUGGGCAUUCUAUUAAAGCCGCCCAAUAAAAACUUAAACUAAGAUUUAGAGUAAGCAUUGGCGUAAUGUUAAGAGGAAAAUUUAGAUGAUGAAAAUCAAACUUUUCAUAUUAAAGACUUUUUCUUAUUGAGCUAACCAAAAAACAAGUAGAAGUAAGUAGAAGAAUAAUCUGUUCGUUAGUAUGAUCCGAUAGCUGCUCAGCAAAUAAAUUCUUAGAUUAAAUGA
Molecule: messenger RNA, 1428 nt
Organism: Paramecium tetraurelia
Lineage: Eukaryota; Ciliophora; Oligohymenophorea; Peniculida; Parameciidae
Exons: 1
Biological process (GO): centrosome duplication
Molecular function (GO): zinc ion binding
Source: RefSeq, a predicted model, not a curated record